GGUUUUGUUUCGAAUAGUCGAAGUUUGUAAGAAGGAAGUGUAAGAAUGGCCGAAAGAAGAAAAAGUCUCUUAAUUACCUAUAUAUUGUGGAUUCUAUGGGGCUGGUUAGGAGUACAUCAUCUUUACUUGGGUCGUGAUAUUCAAGCGUUUGUAUGGUGGUCUACGGUCGGAGGAGUUUGUGGAUUUGGUUGGUUUCGUGAUCUGUGGCGAAUUCCAGCAUACGUAGAAGAUGCAAACUUGGGCCCUGAUGAAGCUGAUGUUCUCAAAAAGAAAAUAAAAAGUGGUAAAGAACCUCCCUUCAAUGUGUCUAGAUUUGCUGGUCAGAUGUUGGUGGGACAUUUUUACGGUAUCUUAAUGCGUGUGGCGAUCCCUGACUCAUUGCCAAAGCUGACAAUUGGUAUUUUGGUUCCUAUUGCUGUUGCAGCCGGCGUGUAUCUUGUAGGCAACAUAGGAAGAGAAAGAGGGGAUUUCAAAUAUGCAUUCAUGGGCUGCAUCUCGUCUUAUGCUGUUAUAACCUUUCUUACUAGUGAUGAACCAGGCAACAUGUAUGUGGCUUUGUUUGGAGCCAUGUCCUUCCAGUACAAACGUGAAUACAAGAAAGAGAUUCAACCAACAAAGAAAACAUUGUGGAAACGUCUACAGAUAUUAGGCCUUGGUGCACUAAUUAUUUUUGCCUUGUGGUGCUCUUUCUUUUAUUUUAACGCUGAGGUGACAACGGAAGAUGGUGAGAAAAUCAAAUUAAGAGAUGCUGUAAAUCAUUUCUUUAACUCUCCUGUUUGGAUGGAGUUCAAGGAUACAAUUAAGCAGUUAUAUGAUGAAGGUCAAAGGAAUGGAUGGGACAAACUUUAUGAUGAUUUUGUAAAAGCAUUAGAUCCUAGAGGAGAACAAAAUGCAUAUAAAGUUUUAGGUCUUACAGAAAAUGCAUCACAACAAGAAAUUAGGAGACGCUACAAAAAGCUUGCUGUUAUGUGGCACCCAGAUAAAAACCCUGACAACAAAGAGUUGGCCCAGAAAAAAUUUAUGGAAAUCCAAGAAGCAUAUGAAAUUCUUUCGCAAAUCAAAUCUGCAAGAGCAAGCAAAAACUCAGAAAGUAGAUCAGAUAAAGAUAGAUCAGAGUUUUAAUUGGUGAAUCAUCAUUAGCAUGGGUUAUUGUUUAUUUAUAAACAGCUGAUUCAAUUGAUUACACAUGGUAAAACAGGUUGACUAAUAAAGUCUUAGCCAAAACUACAUGUGGCUAGCUUGUGGCAGUUUACUUGAUAUUCCUUCAAUGCUGUACAAUGAAAUAUACAAAUAUAGAUUAGGAUAGGUUUAGAAAAUGCCAAUUUUUUUAAUUUUCCUUUCUUCAGAGGUCACGCUUCCCUUAAAUUAAUAACUUAGUUUCUGAAAACCAUUAACUUUUAAUCUGAUUCCAGUAUCAACAUAUUGUCAUAUAGAUAUUGUACAUGAAACAAUCAUUUCUAUAUUUGGAAGGGUAGCAAAUCUCAAUUCAGAUUUUCGAAUCCAAAAUAAACAAUAGGUGAUGAUUGCAGCAAUAUAACAUGGGUUAGGCAUGAUGGGAAGUGUAGUUUGCACUCUGUUAUAUUGUCAGAUAAAACUAAUUUUAAAUUCAGUUGUUUUAUUUGCAAAUAGUUUUAGCAAUUGUGCUCGAAAAUGGAUUUAGGGAAUUAAGUUAGCAGAAGACAGCUGACUAUGACCUAAAAGAUAAACUGAUAUAUACAAAAUAGUGAGUACUUUGACUUUUAAUAAUGUUUUCUUAAUAGUAAUACCUAUUUAUUUUAUAUAAUCUCACUUUGUAAAAUUUGUUAUGAUUUGUAUAAACAUAGAAAAA
Messenger RNA from Exaiptasia diaphana, 1828 nucleotides. RefSeq names its product dnaJ homolog subfamily C member 22. The transcript has a single exon. The coding region runs from base 46 to 1122 and encodes 358 amino acids. Gene Ontology annotation, cellular component: early endosome; plasma membrane. Lineage: Eukaryota; Metazoa; Cnidaria; Anthozoa; Actiniaria; Aiptasiidae. Gene Ontology annotation, biological process: endocytosis. The record is from RefSeq and is a predicted model, not a curated record.